GCAGGCCGGUUUUUGUGAUAUUCAAUUGUGCUUUAGAUGAGACGUCUAGGGUUUAGUUGCGGGUUUCCUCUCCUUUCACAACGCAUCACCCACCAAGUCGCGAGACGAGAUCUUCCACUUCCUACCCGGUGCCGCCGCCGCCCCCACCUGGGGAUUUUUCGAUCAGGCAUUACUCUAUCAGAAGGCAUGGCGACUAGAAAUAUUGAUACCAGUAAUGCAGCAAGGAAGAAGGAAGUGAAGAAAGAAACUCGUCUAGGUUUGACCUAUAAGAAAGAUAAGGAUUUUGGAGAAUGGUAUUCUGAGGUUUGUGUUGCUGGCGAAAUGAUUGAAUACUAUGACAUUUCUGGCUGCUAUAUCUUAAGGCCAUGGACGAUGGCAAUCUGGGAAAUGUUACAAGCAUUUUUUGAUCCAGAAAUAAAGAAGAUGAAUAUCAAGAAUGCGUAUUUCCCUCUUUUUGUAACUGAGAAUGUUCUACAAAAGGAGAAAGAUCAUAUAGAAGGUUUUGCUCCUGAGGUUGCUUGGGUUACUAAAUCUGGACAGUCUGAAAUGGAAAUUCCUGUUGCAAUCCGUCCUACAAGCGAGACUGUUAUGUAUCCAUAUUACUCUAAAUGGAUAAGGGGGCAUCGUGACUUACCAUUGAAGCUUAACCAGUGGUGCAAUGUCGUGAGAUGGGAAUUCAGCCAUCCUACUCCUUUUAUCAGGAGUCGAGAGUUUCUUUGGCAAGAAGGGCAUACAGCUUUUGCGACAAAAGAUGAAGCUGAUCAAGAGGUUCUUGAAAUUUUGGAAUUAUAUCGAAGGAUAUAUGAAGAAUUGCUUGCAAUUCCAGUUAUCAAGGGAAAGAAAAGUGAGCUAGAAAAAUUUGCUGGCGGUUUAUAUACUACAAGUGUUGAGGCUUUUGUUCCAAAUACAGGUCGUGGGAUACAAGGUGCCACCUCACAUUGUCUUGGUCAAAAUUUUGCAAAGAUGUUCCAGAUAAAUUUUGAGAAUGAGAAAGGUGAAAAGGCUAUGGUCUGGCAGAAUUCUUGGGCAUACAGCACCCGCACGAUAGGGGUGAUGGUGAUGGUUCAUGGAGAUGACAAAGGCUUGGUUCUGCCACCUAAAGUAGCAGCGGUCCAAGUUAUUGUGAUUCCUGUACCAUAUAAGGAUGCUGAUACACAGGCCAUCUUUGAUGCCUGCACAUCGACAGUUGAUACACUAUGUAAAGCAGGUUUCAGAGCUGAGGUGGACUUAAGAGAUAAUUAUUCACCUGGUUGGAAGUACUCUCACUGGGAAAUGAAAGGUGUUCCAUUGAGACUCGAAAUUGGGCCAAAGGAUUUAGCAAAUAAUCAGGUACGGGUUGUUCGCCGUGACAAUGGUGCAAAGAUGGACAUACCAAUGCACAGUUUGGUAGAAAAAGUAAAAGAGAUACUAUCCUAUAUUCAAGAGAGCCUUUUUAAUGCAGCAAAACAAAAGAGAGAUGCUUGCAUCAAGGUCAUCAAUACAUGGGAUGAAUUCAUAGCAGCUCUUAACGACAAAAAGUUGAUUCUGGCUCCCUGGUGUGAUGAAGAGGAUGUCGAAAAAGAUGUGAAGGCUCGAACGAAGGGAGAACAUGGAGCUGCUAAGACAUUGUGCACGCCAUUUGAUCAGCCUAGACUUCCUGAAGGUACUCUCUGCUUUGCCUCGGGAAAGCCUGCAAAGAAGUGGACUUACUGGGGCCGAAGCUACUAACCAGUUGGCCGAUCUGAAGAUUGUGGUUUUCAUAGUCAUUCACCAAAUUCAUUCAGAAUAGAUGGUGCCUAUCUCAUGGGCACGGAUUUGUACUUUUCACCCAGUAACACAUUAUCUUUUUUGAGCUUUGCUCAACUGAUUUUGUUAAAUUGAGGUGUUGCAUUACUGGACUUUGGCUGAUUUUGCAGAGCUUUUAAAUUAUGAGAGAUUGGUAUAUUACAUUGUGCAACCUAUUAUUGUCUAUCGUGCAAGCUAUAUAUUAGAAGAUUGAAUAGACGGUAACAAUUAUAAAGUUCACCCUCACUUGAGUUGAAAGAAAUAUCAACUUUAUUA
Molecule: messenger RNA, 2040 nt
Organism: Phoenix dactylifera (date palm)
Lineage: Eukaryota; Viridiplantae; Streptophyta; Magnoliopsida; Arecales; Arecaceae
Source: RefSeq, a predicted model, not a curated record